GACAUUGGUCGUGGUAAUUAAUUACUACUACAACACUUUACGAAAAAAAAAGGGGGAAACACUCUGACAGAUUUUGGAGAUGGCGGCGGACGAAGAGCUCGGCGUCUCCGACCGGCCGUGCCUUCACAUGAUCUCCGCCUUUCUGGCGUUGGAACCUCCCGGUAUCGUAAUCUCCUUCGCCAGAGAAUUUGGCGGCGGUUCCCUCACCGAGAGUGUACAGAGUUGCAUUUGGCGCCGAUGCAUCAGUAAAGCAGAUUUGAAGUUGCAGGGGCCUUUCCUGAAGAGAUUCCUGAAGAAAUUAAUCAUAGAAAUCGAAUUGAGUGGGGGAAUAGUGCUGGAUGAACUGUAUGAAUACUAUGCAUCAUGCUUGGUUCCUCUAAAGGAUGAUGGUGCCAAUGUAGGGAACUCGAAACUAUUGAAAACAAUCUCUUUUAUUUUUCCAAAUGAGUCCAGGGAAUUGGAGGUUCGACUUCGUUCUUCUGUUAACAUGCUUGAAGGAGAUACUGGGUGCUCUGUUUGGCCUUCAAGCCUUUUUAUGUCAGAAUUUAUACUUUCUUUCCCUGAACUAUUUGCAAAUAAGUGUUGUUUUGAGGUUGGUUCAGGGGUUGGAUUGGUCGGCAUUUGUCUUUCUUAUGUUAAAGCAUCUAAGGUGAUACUAACUGAUGGUGACCUUUCUACUUUAGCAAAUAUGAAGGUUAACUUGGAACUAAACCACCUGACCACAGGAGAUCACACAUCAGGUUCUCGUUUACACGAUACAAAGGUCCAAUGUAUUUGUUUGCCAUGGGAAUCUGCCUCAGAGGAUGACCUCCAUUGCUUCGCCCCCGACGUUAUUUUAGGUGCUGACGUUAUAUACGAUCCAUCGUGCCUUCCUCAUCUUGUACGAGUCCUGUCAGCUCUUUUGAAACACGAGCGUUUGUGUCGUGAGAAGCGCCCCAUUGCAUACAUCGCGUCUGUGAUCCGUAACAUCGAGACCUUCAACUAUUUCCUUGGGCUGGCUGAAAGGGCGAAUCUUGUAGUCACAGACCUCACUGAAAUGAUCAAAGUGUCAAAUUUUCUUCCUUACUUGAGAUCCUACGAUCGACCUAGCAUUAAGAUGUUCAGAAUUCAUGUGUAAGCAUUGGCCAAAUUCUGCCUUCUUUUUCUGCAUUUUGGGCUUCUUUGAACUUCACUGAAUCACUGCUUAUAUGAGUGUCUUUUUAUUGGAUGGUAA
Salvia miltiorrhiza (redroot sage) is the source of this 1213-nucleotide messenger RNA. RefSeq lists its product as uncharacterized. The coding region runs from base 80 to 1117 and encodes 345 amino acids. Lineage: Eukaryota; Viridiplantae; Streptophyta; Magnoliopsida; Lamiales; Lamiaceae. The record is from RefSeq and is a predicted model, not a curated record. The transcript has 10 exons.